GUAGACGUGUAGGUCUACAUGAUUGAAUUUACAUACUGUAGACCUUCAGGUUCAGGCUUCACUUCCGUUCCUGUGUGAAAACGAAGCACAGGAUCCAACAGAUAAUCAUGGAGAACGCUUCUGCUGCGCGGUCUGAGGCCGCCGCCAAAGCGGACGGUAGUGAGGAAGCCACCCGCGGAGAGAUGAAAGCCUUCUGGGAAGAUCACUGCACGACCGCAUCGCUUGAAGACGUCAUGUUGGACUCUCAAGCCGCAGUUCUGAACGAGGCGGAGAAGCCAGAGAUUCGCAGCAUGCUGCCGGACCUGAAGGGACUCCGCGUUCUGGAGCUGGGAGCAGGCAUCGGGCGCUACAGUGGGUUUCUGGCGGAGGACGCAGCUCAUGUCACUUCGGUCGACUUCAUUCAGAAGUUUGUCGACAAGAACCGCGAAGUCAACGGCGAGAAGUACACCAACAUUGACUUUGUCUGCGGCGACGUGAUGAAGCUGGACUGGGAGGAGAACACGUACGACAUCAUCUUCUCAAACUGGCUUCUCAUGUACCUCAACGACGCUGAAGUACUCGGCCUGGCGGAGAAGAUGCUUCGAUGGACGAAACCCAGUGGACAUAUUUUCUUCAGGGAGUCAUGCAACCGUCCUUCGGGUGAUCGUAAGCGCAACACGGGCAACCCCACCAAGUACAGAGAUGCCAAGCACUACCACCAUGUGUUUGAGACCGUUCAGUACAAGCAGAACGACACGACGGCCUACUGCCUCGACUUGAACUUCUCGCGCUGCAUACGCUCCUAUCUACAGCUGAAGAAUAACCCGCAUCAGAUGUGCUGGAGCUGGCAGAAGGCCACAACGAUCCCUGUUGCCGAGACUGCAGACUGCUUUGGCUACCAGUCGAUGCGAGAGUUCCUUGACCAGCAGCAGUACUCCGAGAACGGCAUCCUUCGCUAUGAGAAGAUGUUCGGCAAAAACUACGUCAGCACCGGUGGCCCAGAGACAACAGCGGAGUUUGUCCCCAUGCUGAAGCUGCAGAAGGACGAGAAGGUACUGGAUGUCGGAUCAGGUCUGGGUGGCGGUGCGCUGUACAUGGCAGAGAACCAUGGCGUGGAUGUGCUGGGUCUGGAUCUCUCUACCAACAUGGUGCACAUUGCUCUGGCACGGGCGGUCAGCUGCUCAGCAGGAUCGGUGCUGUACGAAGUGUCAGAUUGCACCAAGCGUCAGUUCCCCGAUGAGUCGUUCGAUGUCAUCUACAGUCGUGACACCCUUCUUCACAUACCCAACAAAGGAGAGAUCUUCAAGACAUUCUUCCGCUGGCUGAAACCCGGUGGUCGUAUCCUGAUCUCUGACUACUGCUGCGGCGAGGGAGAGUGGAGCGAUAGCUUCAAGACGUACGUAGCCCAGAGGCACUACACACUGCACAGUGUCAAGCACUAUGGACAGCUCUUGCUUGAUGCUGGAUUUGUGGACGUUCUGGCGGACGACCGUAGUCGCCAGUUCUGCGAUGUUUUACUUCGUGAAAUCAAGAAAGCAUCAGAUGAGAGGUCAGAACUGUUCAAGGAGUUUUCUGAGAAUGACUACGAAGACCUCGUCACUGGCUGGAAGGCUAAGGUCGAGAGAGUCAAUGCUGGCGAUCAAUGCUGGGGCCUCUUCUUUGGACAAAAAUCAGCCUAAACACUACAGGCCCCAGCUGUGCCGCCAAAUUUACAGGCAAGCUAUUCUAUUGUUAAUUUGUUACAAAUAUCACAAUUGUAGGCUUUUGAGCUAGUUUCUAUUAAUUCCAGUACGACUAUUUUUUAGUUUCUCCCUGGCUGCGUUGCGGCCCAGUGUGGUACUAGUAGUCAACAUGAUUGCUUACCAGCGUUCAGCCUUCUCCCCUCUCUGCCCUCCCUCUCCACCCCCACCUGUAAAUCUUCGGUACUUUGCUUUCUGGCUGUAUACACUCGGGAUUCUGUUCCUUUACCCUUGUCCGUCGCGAGGGAGGCCUAUAUUCAGGAUCGUGCGCGUUGCGUAUCAAUGUAUACAACAUGCAGCACGCAUACUGUACGGCUGUUUCACUCACCUGUAACACUGCCUGGUGUAGUUGUCACUGACCACACAGUCCAGGAGAUUUGGCGCACACAGGGCCACUAACACCCACCCACCCACAAGCAGACAUAUGCACACAACCACGCAUUCGCCGACAACUUUGGAAUUAGGUAGGAAAUUGACUGUUAGAUUGCAGUACUUCUCAUUUCAUAGUUCAAAAACUUUUUUGUGCGUGCUUUCCGAGUCGCCACCCCAAUUUAUCCUAUGAUUAUUUUCCCAGUCAAUGUCCAGGAAGAGAUUCAUAGAUAUUUAUUUUCUGUCCCAUGAAAACAGUUGUAAUUUAUUCUCCAAAUUUUUAAUGUCCCGAAAAUAGUUAUAAUUAUUAUUUUCAUCCUGACAGAUAGCCAUUUGGCUGAUGAAUCUACAAUUUGAAUAACUCUA
Molecule: messenger RNA, 2453 nt
Organism: Sycon ciliatum
Lineage: Eukaryota; Metazoa; Porifera; Calcarea; Leucosolenida; Sycettidae
Exons: 10
Coding region: 108-1658 (516 amino acids)
Source: RefSeq, a predicted model, not a curated record